Messenger RNA from Plectropomus leopardus (leopard coralgrouper), 4332 nucleotides. The record is from RefSeq and is a predicted model, not a curated record. Lineage: Eukaryota; Metazoa; Chordata; Actinopteri; Perciformes; Serranidae.
AUGAAUGGCCGGAACAUGGAGGAGAUGCCAUUCGAAAGAGUCAAGACCCGGCGGAGGAAGGGUCACUGCCCGGCAGGUGCACCCCUGGGCGCCAUUGCCUGCGAGGAUGAGUUCAGCAGCCAGGAGCUGGAGGCUCUCUUCCAGAACUACAACCUGAAGCUGGAACAGACCGCCACCCUCAAAGCGCUCGCGGUGCUCAUCGUCGCCGCGUCGUCGUUGUCCCUUGUGGAGCUGCUGUCCAGCCCGCGCCUCACCUUGUCCAAGGGCUCCUACCCGGUGCACUGCGUGGUGUUCCUGUCGCUGUUCAUCGUCACGAACGUCAAGUACCUGCAGGUGACGCAGCUGCAGCAGAUCGCGAAGCUGGCGCUGCUCUUCAGCUUCACCUUUGCGCUGCUCUGCUGUCCGUUCCCGCUGGCGCUCGGCACGUCGGAGCUGCUGAGCGCCGCUGCCCCUGAGCAAGGCGUGUGGCAGCUAAUGCUGGUCACCCUCGUGGCUUACGUGCUGCUGCCGGUGCGAACGCUGCUGGCGGUGCUGUUCGGGGUCAUGCUGGCUACGUCUCACUUUAUUGUCAUAGCGACGUCGUUCACGGGAAGGAAACAGAAGCUGUGGAGACCGCUGGUGGCCAACGCGGUGCUGUUCACCAGCGUCAACUUGUCGGGGGUGUUUGUGAGGAUUCUCACCGAGCGCACCCAGAGGAAAGUCUUCCUGCAAGCCCGCAACUGCAUCGAGGAGCGGCUCAGACUGGAGGAUGAGAAUGAGAAGCAGGAGCGUCUUCUAAUGAGCCUACUGCCCAGGAAUGUUGCCAUGGAGAUGAAAGAGGACUUCCUGAAGCCGCCUGAGCGAAUCUUUCACAAGAUCUACAUCCAACGUCAUGACAAUGUCAGCAUCCUGUUUGCAGACAUUGUGGGUUUCACCAGCUUGGCUUCUCAGUGUACUGCUCAGGAACUGGUCAAACUGCUCAACGAACUCUUUGGGAAGUUUGAUGAACUGGCUACGGAGAAUCACUGUAGGCGGAUAAAGAUCCUGGGGGACUGUUACUACUGUGUGUCAGGACUGACCCAACCCAAGGCAGACCACGCCCACUGCUGUGUGGAGAUGGGACUGGACAUGAUUGACACGAUCGCGUCCGUGGUGGAGGCGACGGAGGUGGAUCUGAACAUGCGUGUUGGUCUGCACACAGGACGGGUGCUGUGUGGCGUGCUGGGCCUCAGGAAAUGGCAGUAUGACGUCUGGUCAAACGAUGUCACACUGGCAAAUGUGAUGGAGGCCGGAGGGCUGCCUGGCAAGGUGCACAUCACAAGGACCACCCUGGAGUGUUUGAAUGGAGACUACGAGGUGGAGCCCGGCUUCGGUCACGAGAGGCAUGCCUUCCUCCAGAAACAUCACAUAGAGACAUUUUUCAUCGUGCCAUCACACAGGCGCAAAAUCUUUCCAGGUCUUAUUCUGUCAGACAUCAAACCAGCCAAGAGGAUGAAGUUUAAGACGGUAUGCUACCUGCUGGUGCAGCUCAUGCACUGUAGGAAGAUGUUCAAGGCCGAGAUCCCCUUCUCCAACGUCAUGACUUGCGAGGAUGACGACAAGCGGAGAGCCCUGCGGACUGCGUCAGAGAAGCUGAGGAGCCGGACGUCCUUCUCAGCCACUGCUGUGCAGCACUCGCCGGGAACACGAGUCAACCGCUACAUUGGGCGGCUCAUUGAAGCGCGGCAAACCGAGUCAGAGACAACAGAUCUCAACUUCAUCACUCUGUUCUACAGGAGCAGAGACAGGGAGCGCAGGUAUCACCAGGUGUAUGACGACCAUUUCAUCAGUGCGGUGGUUCUCUCUCUGAUCCUCGCUGCUCUGUUUGGCCUUAUCUAUUUGCUAAUGAUCCCACAGGGGAUGCUGGUGCUGCUGCUGCUGGUGCUGUGUGUGUGUUUCCACGUGGCCUGUGUCAUGUACCUGCAUCUCACCAGUGUUCAGUGCCAACCGGGCUGCCUCACCAUCCAGAUCCGAACAGUGCUGUGUGUCUUCCUUGUUCUUCUUACCUACUCUGUAACCCAGGCCUGUGUGGUGGGAUGUGUUCCUUGGGGGAGAGUUGGGACAAACUCCAGCCUCUCGGUGGAGGACGUCUCUGCAGAUGCCAACAGCACAGUGGCGGACAGAGCUUGUACCAACAUGGCGUACGCCCUGCUGUCCUGCGUGGCCGGCACCCUCACUCUCGUCCCCUACCUCCGAGUAUCCUCGCUCCCCAAGAUCCUCCUCCUCCUCCUCCUCUCGGUCACCUACACUGUCGUCAUGGAGACCAGUGGCUAUCGCCAAGCUGUGGGAGGAGGGUUUCUCCACACACGCGGGUAUGAUCCCGUGUUGGCUGCCUUGCUGUUUUCAGGAGCCCUGGCUCUGCAUUCAAGACAGCUGGACCUGAAGCUGCGGCUCGACUAUCUCUGGGCCACUCAGGCGGAGGAGGAGAGAGGCGACAUGGAGAAGGUGAAGCUGGACAACAAAAGGAUCCUGUUCAACCUGCUUCCAGCUCAUGUGGCUCAGCACUUCCUCAUGUCAAACCCCAGGAACAUGGACCUGUACUAUCAGUCCUACGCUCAGGUCGGGGUGUUGUUCGCCUCCAUCGCCAACUUCAACGACUUCUACAUCGAGCUGGACGGGAACAACAUGGGCGUCGAGUGUCUCAGGCUGCUCAAUGAGAUCAUCGCCGACUUUGAUGAGCUGAUGGACAGAGAGUGCUACAGGGAUAUUGAGAAAAUCAAGACUAUUGGCAGUACAUACAUGGCUGCAGUAGGGCUGGUUCCUACAACUGCCUCCAAGGUGAAGAAGUCCAUCACCUCACAUUUAUGCACAGUGUCAGAUUUUGCCAUCGACAUGUUCGACGUCCUGGAUGCCAUCAACUACCAGUCUUACAACGACUUUGUCCUGAGAGUAGGUAUCAAUGUGGGACCAGUGGUGGCAGGAGUGAUCGGAGCCAGAAGACCUCAGUACGACAUCUGGGGAAACACAGUGAACGUAGCCAGCAGGAUGGACAGCACUGGAGUACAAGGGAAGAUACAGGUGACGGAGGACGUCCAUCGCCUCAUCACAGACUACUACAACUUUGUCUGCCGGGGCCAGGUCAGCGUGAAGGGCAAAGGUCAGAUGCUCACGUACUUUCUGGAAGGGCGCAGACAAGGCAGCAGGCCGUCUCAACUCCAGCAGCAGCCUGGCAACGCCGAGCGCCGGUCGAGUGCGUUCGCCCAGGGCAGUGUGUGCACAAGGCUGAGCCCCGCCCCCACCGUCACUACCUAUGCCACCACCAGGACCCUGAGCCCGAGCACAGCCAAGGCGACCACCUCCACAAGCACCACCAGGUACCUGCCCUCUGUCCCCAUGGCAACGGUGUGAUGGAUCUCCAUGGUGAGCAUGGAUAAAAAGAAAAUGAGAGGUGGAUGGUCAACAAGACAGCAGUAGCAGUUUAUUAAAAAAUGAAAAAGCAGAGCUGACCUCCACUCUUCUUCUUCUGUCUGAGGGAUGCAGCUGAGACACACAUCGCCCAAUGGGAGGCCUGGACUCAGGGCCUGGACUUCUAGGACUGAGGUGGCCUCGGUGGGACUCUCCCUGCACACUCGAGCUCUGUUUGUUGUUUGACGCCGCGGGGUGUCGUGAACAGGAUACAGGAUGCUUUAGCCACGUUGCUCUAUGAACCAAUCAGAGUCAACUCCCAAAACUGUUUCCACAACUAUAAUAAAUCAGCAUCGAAAUCCAAACAAUUGCACAAUUGAUAGUGUAGCACGCAAGCCUCAUCCGGAAAAUUCCUUUAACUACUUUAGCUGACCCUUUUCUCUCAGUAUCAAACCAAAUCAGUGCUGUUGCCUUAGCGACCACUCCUCACAAUGAGUUUCUUGCCAUCUUUUCUGUUGCCUUUUAGAUCCUUUACUGAUUCAUUGGACACCAAUUUAGAUGAGUUAAUCACAAGGGCAUUGCUGUCCAACACAUUUCUGUUUUUAAAGUGGAUAAAGCCAAAUGUAUUAUUGUAAACGGCAGUUAACGGUAUAAACUCGCCAAACUACAACAGGGCAUUGACCUCAAUCAUUUCGUGGACGUUUCUGCCCCUCUUCACUUUAACCCUCCAAUGGCACAUGAGGUAAACUCUUGAUUCUUUAAGUGCAUGAUGCCACUGCUGCAUUUUGGUCAUGUUUGCUGUCUGUUUUCCCUGUGAUGCUUGACUUCCAGAUUCUUCCUCGUCAAAGUGUAGCAAUAAAUCAGUUUGUCUCCUAUCUCAGCCCCACCCCCCCUCCUCCUUGCAUGCUGUAGACAGCUGGAUCCUAUAUUUUGACCUGAUAGUGUAUGUAGCCAAUAGAGCGUGCAUAG